AUGAGACUCUUUUCCCUCAUUUCUGUUCUCCUCCUGCUUGUGACUAUAAUACCAAAAGGAAACACUGGUGUUAUUCCAGGACAAAAACAGUGCCUUAACUUGAAAGGACUCUGCAAAGAUGGUGGAUGUACCACCACGGAAGACACCAUUGGCAUCUGUAACCAUGAAAAAAAAUGUUGCAGGAAAUGGUGGAUAUUCGAACCAUAUGCAACACCAGUUCCUAAAGGAAAAUCCAAUUAG
This is a messenger RNA of Ochotona curzoniae (black-lipped pika), 240 nucleotides long. Its product is annotated as beta-defensin 130B-like. The transcript has 2 exons. NCBI's taxonomy places the organism in Eukaryota, Metazoa, Chordata, Mammalia, Lagomorpha, Ochotonidae. Gene Ontology annotation, biological process: cell chemotaxis; defense response to bacterium. The record is from RefSeq and is a predicted model, not a curated record. Gene Ontology annotation, molecular function: chemoattractant activity; CCR6 chemokine receptor binding. The coding region runs from base 1 to 240 and encodes 79 amino acids.